This is a messenger RNA of Effrenium voratum, 2151 nucleotides long. The record is from the annotation of a GenBank genome assembly. Lineage: Eukaryota; Dinophyceae; Suessiales; Symbiodiniaceae.
AUGGUCCGAUAUCAGGAGCUGGACAGGAUAAAGAAGGAGGCAGAAGAUAAGAAGAAAAAGGAAGAGGCGCUGAAGGAGGCAGCGCUGAAACGGAAGGUGGCGGAGAAAUUGGCGCUGGAGGCGCGGCCACACAAGCUCUUUGUGGCCGGCGACGGGCGAGGGAGCUUCGAGAAGUUGUUCUCUACAGUUCAGGCUCAAGCAGCCAAAGUUGGCGGCAUCGAGGCAUUGCUGUGCGUCGGCCGCCUGCUGCCCAUGGAGUCUGAAGGAUCCGCGCUGCCAUACCUGCGCGGGGAGAAGAAGCCGCCGCUCGAGACCUUCUUUGUGGACUGCGACGCCGCGUUGCUGCAGGCAGCGCCGCUGGGCUGUACCCUGUCAGAGAACCUGCACUUCCUGGGAGGCUACGGCGUGAAGACGAUCUGCGGUCUUCGCGUAGCCUUCCUCUCCGGCUACUACGACCCUGCCAAGUACGGCACGGCGGACGCGGACUUCGUCGGCGGAGCCUUCACAGCCAACGCGGUGCACGGCCUCAGGAGGCUGGCGGCGGAGGACAAGUGGAAGCGCGGUGUGGACCUGCUGCUCACCGCGGGGUGGCCGCAGGGCUUGGAGGCCAAGCUGGAGGACUCUGUCAAGCCCAGCAAGGAUGAGCCAGCGUGGCAGGCCGCGUGCGCGGCCCCGCUGGCGGAGCUGUGUUGCGGCUUGGAGCCGCGCUACCACCUCUUCGGCACUGCGGACGUAUUCUACCAGCGCCCUCCGUUUAAGGGCCAAAGUGCCGAGGGCCAACCCAACAUGACACGCCCAUCAAUCGCCAUGGCGCUGGCGCUGCUUCCGCUGCUGCCGACUGCCCUGGCUAUGCGUUCGCUCGAGCGCCUCAGCGAGCGACUGGGCGAGCGCCGCGUGGAGAAGUUGAGGCCCCUGCGCGCCUUCAACGCCACAGGGCUGCGGAUGCUGAUGAAGGGGGCCCACCUGCCGCUGUCUCUUGCGGAAGUCCAGGACCAGCCCUCCGCUCACCCCCCGCUGCCGGCGGAGUGGCGAAACCGGCUGAGCUGCGCGCAGAUGGGCGAGGGCGGCUUCGGGGUUGUGCUCAAGUGCCGGGUGAUCUGCGGAGGUGCGGCAGGCGGGCAAAAGGAGGCCUAUGUGUCUGUGAAGUGGAUCCGAGACAAGCAUGAAGAGAACAUCAAGGAAGUCAAGGCAUUGCGGGAGAUGUCUGAGAUUUCCAGUUUUUGCGUCUCUUCGAUUGGCUCUCCCGAUUUCAUCGACAACCAGGAUGGGCUGUGGAUCAUGAUGCCUCACUUCAACGGCGGCAGCCUGCGCGAGUUCUUGAACAAGCAGUGCCUUGAUCGCGGCUGCGCAGCCUCUGGCCCCAAGAAGAGUUGGCCAGCAGACAUCGGCGGCGAUCUGUUUGUGCUGGCCCUUUUUUAUGAGAUUGUGGAAGGGGUGCAGGCCAUGCACAGCAAACAGCUGGUGCAUAUGGACCUGAAGCCUGACAACAUCAUGCUCAACUACGAUAGCAGUGGCACCAAGAUGCAUGCGGUGGUCAUUGAUCUGGGUCUUGCUUGCCAUUUCGGCGAAUGCGAGCAGUGCGGAUCGCCUGGAUACAUUGCUCCGGAAGUGGUUCUCGACAAUGCGCACGUGGGAAAGGCGGCAAACGACGUGUGGUCGCUGGGGGCGAUCUUGUACGACUUGACCUACAGUGCCAGACCGCCCUUCUCCAACGACGUGCUAGGUUCUGAGACUGUGAGAUAUUCUCCGCAGAACGAUUCGAACAUCCUUCCGGCGGAGCCGAUGGACGCGUUGAUUCUGGGCAUGCUGAACCCAGAUCCAUAUGCUCGCCUCACUCUGGACCAGGUGCUCGCGAGGCUGGAGGAGUACAUCAUGUCCCAGGACCCGUCGCGAGAGGUGUUGAACAUGAUGUACAACAGCCCUCAAGAGCGGGGGAUCUCUGCGGACCGGCCCGACUGCAUUGUCGAGGAGUAUCAGGUUGGCGACAUCGGAGAUGAGCCCUUCCGGCGGUCGCUUUGCCAUGACAAGCCCACGGCCGCCAAUUUCCUGCGCUGCGGGGUCUGCUGGGGCUGCAACCCCUGCUGCACGUGCCGGGUGAUGCGCCAUUUGCGAUUCGUCCAGGAGCACUUUCGGAUGGAGAAGUGCCAGUGA